Symbiodinium pilosum is the source of this 714-nucleotide messenger RNA. The record is from the annotation of a GenBank genome assembly. NCBI's taxonomy places the organism in Eukaryota, Dinophyceae, Suessiales, Symbiodiniaceae.
AUGUGCGACGUGAACAAUCAGCUUGUUCUGAAAUCAACAUUCCUGUCGGUGCAGACCAGGCCAGCUGCAUCACGCGAUCGCGCUCGAAGUGCCCCUCCUCCGCACGGACACUCAGGAAGUGCGGGCAAGCAAGCAGAUUAUGUGGCCGGCCUGGUUCAGCGUGCUGCCGAAUUGGGCUUCCCUCAGGCUGAUACCGAUAAUGGCCAGGUGGGCCAGAUGGCGACGGAUGAAGCUGACAGGACCAUGACGAAUCCCGGCACGCUUGGACAUCCUCAGCUCUGUUGCCGACCUUGUGUGUACUUGGCAAUUGCAGGGUCCUGCAGGAAUGGUGCGUCCUGCGAGUACUGCCAUGAAGGUCAUGCAGGGCGUGUGCCCAAAUUGGACAAGCAACAGCGCCAGCUAUUCCAUGCUCUGAGUGAAGCGGACACCUUGGGGCUGUUGCUUCCUUAUCUCGCUGACAAGGCAAUAUCCAUGCCACCUGCUGCUGCAGAACUUGUGCAUCAUUUGGAGAGGUAUUUGGCAGCGUUGAACUCCACAACAGGUACUGUCAUUUCGCAUGCACGCCUGGCGAAGCUGGCACAUGUGCUGCAGAACAUGUCCUUUAUUCGAGUCCUCUGCCUAAUGCCCACUAUUUGGAGUGACGAGCUGAAGGCGCUUCUUGCAAAGCUACGCCACGAGUACCACGCAGUGCCACAGCAGCGGCAGCUUGAAUGA